AUCCCAGAAAAAGCUCAGAAAUGAAAACAGUCUUCUCAGGGCCCAGUAUGAGUCGAUGUUCGAGGAAGAAAGACGCUUUAGUGAACGAAGAGACCAGUUUGCAAAACAAUUUGAAAGAUUAUCUAAUGAAGUCACUGAAAAACUCGACCGCGUGACAAAGCGCUUGGUGGAAAUACAAAGUUUGGGAGAGGAGGAGGAAAAUAUGCAAGAUGUAUUGGAGACUGCAGAGAGUUCAUAUUUGAGAGCAAUAGAAUCACUGGAGUUAACGUUACAGAGUGAAGCUGAAAGGAGCAAAAUGCUCCUGGAUCAACUGAAUGAAAUUUCAGAAAGAUACAAGAAACUGCAGAUCGACCACGAGGAAUUCAUGAGGCGCACAGAGGAAGAGACUGAAGCCUGUCAAAGGCUGUAUGCGGAGCUGUUGAAGCAGAUUGAAGCACUCCAGAUAGAAUUAUCGCAGACUGAAGAGGAGAUGAAGACCCUCAGCAAUCAGUUUAAUGAAAAAGAUGCUUUGUUUAAAAAAUUUGAUGCCAGCAUCACAGCAGAUCUCAAGAGGCUGGAGGAUCAAUAUAACACCAAGCUGGAACUUUUACAAAAACGGGAGGAGAAGCUCAGCGUGAGUCUCCCAGUCUCGGAGAAACUGCAGAUGGAGCUACGGGAAACCACCACCACCUUCGAAGGCCAGAAAGACUUGUUUACAGGACUGAAAGAGGAAGAGCUCACUCUGGCCAAGUCCACAGCACGCUCUGUAAAGGAGGUUGAUAGGCUCAGAAGGCUAAAGGGUUAUCUCAAGGGUGAAAUUCAUACCCGCCGGACAGUAGCGUACGGGCAGCUGAACACAUUUUCAGAGUCUCUGAAGUUUCUUGAGAGAGACAGCUAUGAGAUAAACAGGAAGCUCUACAUUGUGAAUGCAGAGAACGCCCGAUUUAGAGAAGCCAUCGCUCAUCUGAGAGCAGAAAUUUCCACUCUGGACAGCGAGGCAGAAGCCUAUCGAUCAAAACGACAGGAAGUCCAGAAGGAAGUGAUAGCCCUUCACGAUCUUUUUGACAAGAGGUGGUCAGAGGAUAAGCAACUUUCGCAGCUUUUCCUGAAGAGGGAGCGUAAAAUCCUGAAGGCACUGGAAGAGCAUGGUGAAAGAUUUAAAAAUCGAAAUGCAUUGGUGACCUAUGUGGGCAGUGGGUUGCAGCUGAACUAUGAGGGGCUGACGUCUUUGUUAAAAAGGCAAUCCAGCAUGGAGUUAAAGCAGGGGAGCUCUCCAACCACAUCUUCCACCACUACAUAGCCCCUGGAACUUUGGAGAAAAGCAACACGGCUAUUAGGGCAGAGGGAAGCCCGGUGUUUCUGCUACUGUUCUGUCA
Eublepharis macularius is the source of this 1355-nucleotide messenger RNA. RefSeq names its product myosin-4-like. NCBI's taxonomy places the organism in Eukaryota, Metazoa, Chordata, Lepidosauria, Squamata, Eublepharidae. The transcript is spliced from 12 exons. The record is from RefSeq and is a predicted model, not a curated record. Bases 56 to 1279 code for a protein of 407 amino acids.